AUGAGUGCCAUGUUGGAAACCCCUGAGCUGCCAGCAGUGUUUGAUGGGGUGAAGCUGGCUGCAGUGGCUGCUGUUCUGUACGUGAUUGUUCGCUGCUUGAAUUUAAAAAGCCCAACUGCCCCUCCUGAACUCAUUUACCAGGACUCUGCUUUGGCCCGCUUUCUAAUCAAAUCCUGCCCACUUCUCACCAAAGAGUACAUCCCACCCCUGAUUUGGGGGAAGAGUGGACAUAUCCAGACUGCCCUCUAUGGAAAAAUGGGGAGAGUGAGAUCGCCACAUCCCUACGGACACCGCAAGUACCUCACGAUGCCUGACGGAGCCACAGCCACCUUUGAUCUCUUUGAGCCACAGGCUGAGCACUGCAUUGGAGAGGACGUCACGAUGGUGAUCUGCCCAGGGAUUGCUAACCACAGUGAGAAGCAGUACAUCCGCACCUUCGUGGACUAUGCACAGAAAAAUGGCUACAGAUGUGCUGUCCUGAAUCACCUGGGAGCUUUACCAAACAUUGAGCUCACUUCUCCACGAAUGUUCACGUAUGGUUGCACCUGGGAAUUUGGUGCCAUGGUUAAUUACAUCAAGAAGACCUACCCUCAGACCCAGUUGGUGGUUGUGGGCUUCAGUCUGGGUGGAAACAUUGUGUGCAAAUACCUGGGAGAGAGCCAGGCCAACCAGGAGCGGGUCCUGUGCUGCGUCAGUGUGUGCCAGGGGUACAGUGCCCUGAGGGCACAGGAAACCUUCAUGCAGUGGGAUCAGUGCAGAAGAUUUUAUAACUUCCUCAUGGCAGACAACAUGAAGAAGAUCAUCCUUUCUCACAGGCAAGUUCUCUUUGGAGAUAAUGUGAAGAAGCCCCAAAGCCUGUCAGAUGCUGAUCUGAGCAAGCUCUAUACAGCAACAUCCCUUAUGCAGAUUGAUGAUAAUGUUAUGAGGAAGUUCCAUGGCUACAGUUCCCUGAAGGAAUACUAUGAAGAAGAAAGCUGCCUGCAUUACUUGCACAGGAUCUAUGUUCCUCUUCUGUUGGUUAAUGCUGCUGAUGACCCUCUGGUGCAUGAGAGUCUUCUGUCAAUUCCAAGAGCCCUUUCAGAGAAAAGAGAAAAUGUCAUGCAUGUGCUGCCCCUUCAUGGAGGCCACCUGGGAUUUUUUGAGGGGUCUGUACUAUUCCCAGAACCUCUCACCUGGAUGGAUAAGCUUGUGGUACAGUAUGCCAAUGCCAUCUGCCAGUGGGAGAAGACAAAGUCUCACUGCUCAGACACAGAGCAGGCUGUAUCUGGCCAGGAGUAGUUGACCCAAAGACUCUGGAUCACUUCUAUGUAUCUCCCUCUUUGGGAACAUCUUGUUCCCUCACCUGCUGCUUCAGGUUUCC
Messenger RNA from Merops nubicus (carmine bee-eater), 1360 nucleotides. RefSeq names its product abhydrolase domain containing 2 (gene ABHD2). The coding region runs from base 1 to 1278 and encodes 425 amino acids. Gene Ontology annotation, molecular function: acetylesterase activity; monoacylglycerol lipase activity. Gene Ontology annotation, biological process: medium-chain fatty acid biosynthetic process; medium-chain fatty acid catabolic process; steroid hormone receptor signaling pathway. Lineage: Eukaryota; Metazoa; Chordata; Aves; Coraciiformes; Meropidae. The record is from RefSeq and is a predicted model, not a curated record. The transcript has 9 exons. Gene Ontology annotation, cellular component: sperm flagellum; sperm plasma membrane.